UUUUCAUUUUGCAUCGAAUCGUAUCAAGACAAGUUAUAAAAGUAGCUCUCUACAAUCGCUCUUCGCGCUGUCAAACAUCUGUAAAAAAAGUUUCAGAUAAAUAUAAAAUGGCACAACAAAACGGUGUUCAUUUCGGCAAUGGAGAUAAAAACGAACAGCAUUUCAUGUUCUCAUCCGAAUCGGUCGGCGAAGGACACCCGGACAAAAUGUGUGACCAAAUUUCGGACGCUGUUCUGGAUGCGUUUCUGAAGAAGGAUCCGAAUGCGAAGGUGGCUUGCGAGACAGCCACCAAGACUGGUCUGAUUGUGCUUCUGGGAGAGAUCACCUCAACUGCCAAUGUUGACUUCCAGAAGGUGGUCAGAGACACUGUCAAGAAGAUCGGAUACGACGACUCAAGAAAAGGAUUCGACUACAACACGUGUUCUGUGAUGGUGGCACUGCAGGAGCAGAGUCCGGACAUAGCCCAGGGAGUGCACCAGGGCAGAGACGAGGAGAACAUCGGAGCAGGAGACCAGGGCAUCAUGUUUGGUUAUGCAACUGACGAGACUGAGAAUUGCAUGCCACUCACUCUCCAUUUAGCACAUGGACUCAACAGCAAGUUGGCCGAGUGCAGGAGAGACGGCACCCUCCCCUGGGGACUUCCAGACACCAAAACCCAGGUGACGGUGGAGUACAAGAAGGUGGGGGGCAGGUGUGUCCCUCUGCGUGUCCAUACUGUGGUCAUAUCCACCCAGCACACUGACCAAGUCACUCAGAAGCAGAUCCAGCAGGACCUCAUGACUCAUGUCAUCCAGAAGGUCAUCCCAGCCGAGAUGCUCGACAGCAACACAGUCUAUCAUCUCAACCCCUCUGGAAUGUUCCUCAUUGGGGGACCACAGAGCGACGCUGGUCUGACUGGGCGUAAGAUCAUCGUGGACACCUAUGGCGGGUGGGGAGCACAUGGGGGAGGGGCGUUCUCAGGGAAAGACAGCACCAAAGUGGACAGGAGUGCGGCCUAUGCUGCCAGAUGGGUGGCCAAGUCACUGGUCAAGGCCGGACUCUGCAGUCGAGUCAUCGUACAGAUUUCGUAUGCGAUUGGGAUUGCGGAGCCGCUGUCUCUGUUCGUGGACACGUAUGGGACGGGAGUGAAGAGCGACGGGGAGAUCAGAGAGAUAGUGAUGAAGAACUUCGACCUCAGGCCAGGAAUCAUCAUCAGAGAUCUGAAACUGAAGACGCCUUUCUACGAGGAGUCGGCUAAGUACGGACACUUCGGAAGAUCCGAGUUUCCCUGGGAGGUGCCGAAGACCAUCAAGUAUUAAGCGGAUGGGAAAGAAAAAAAUUCUCAAGCUGAAGUGCAUUAUUCAAUGUUGUGUCAAUACGAAUCACAUCUUAGAGGAACAUCCCAAAACCAGUGACAGAAAAAACUUGAUAUCCUUGACGAUGGAUGCGUGUUAUAGUUUCAUGUAUAUUCUAUGCUUUCUUAAAUCUUAUCCUAAAAGAAUUCCAGUGUCAAUUAGGGAGUUUGUAUCAUUUGUUUUGAAACUUUUUGUCAUUCUGAGUUAAAACAAGCCAAAGAUGAAUGACUAUUCAUGUUAAAUUUGUACUAAAAUUAUAUUUUCCGAUGUCAGAGCAAUGCUUCGUUUCACAAAAAUUGGCUUUAAUUACGUUUUGAAUGUGGUUUGUUCAACAAAAACGUGAACAAAAGAAAAACGCGUUGGUCACAAGUAUACCGGUGUACUCGUGUGCAGGUAUGAAUCUCUUUCCACUUUGAUGAUUAUGAAAAUACGGCGAAUACCAAUUUCAUUUGGCGUAAUGUGUUGAUUUAUCUGUUGAUUUCAAGAAUCCAAUUCUUUCAUUGGUGUUUGUAUAUUUUUCAAUUUAGUUUCUCCUGCGC
Messenger RNA from Symsagittifera roscoffensis, 1873 nucleotides. Its product is annotated as S-adenosylmethionine synthase-like. Gene Ontology annotation, cellular component: cytosol. Gene Ontology annotation, molecular function: methionine adenosyltransferase activity; ATP binding. The transcript has 9 exons. Gene Ontology annotation, biological process: S-adenosylmethionine biosynthetic process. The coding region runs from base 108 to 1298 and encodes 396 amino acids. NCBI's taxonomy places the organism in Eukaryota, Metazoa, Xenacoelomorpha, Acoela, Convolutidae. The record is from RefSeq and is a predicted model, not a curated record.